GGUCGAAACCACGGAUCCACGCUCUGAUUUUUGGCUUGAGUUCAUAUGAGUCUAGCUAGUUAGCCUGCCAUAGCUUCACCAUAGGCUUCACUUAGCUAAUUAUUAUACUGCACUGAGUGUGAGUUUAAGAGGACUAUUACUAACUGAAAAGAACCUCAAGACUCUGAGCAGGACAGAAAAAACUCGGUUAUUUAAUACCUGGCACAAGAUACCAAGUCCAAGAGCCCACCCAAGAAACUCUAAUUCUACAAUAAAAAAUCUUUACCAAGACCGAAAAUUAUUUUCUUAGACUUAAAUAGACUGUACUGGUAUGUCGUCGAUAGGGAAGAGUGUUUUCAUCGCUCCCAACAAAUCAUGUGUAUAGACUCAGCGUUCCAUCAGGAGCCACUUGACAUCAUGUCCACAGAUGACUCUGAUGCUGUUCCACCUUCCUCUAGUAGCCUCUCUAGCACUGUCGAUACAUCCCCAAACACCUCCUAUACUCUAUUAACUACUAUGAAAUCCAACGAAUCAAAAACUGAUGUGAAUGACGAACAAGUUCCCGAAAGCAAUGUUGAUGUAGAUGUUGUUCGAAAAGUAACUUCUCAAAGUUCUAUAUCGAGUUUGUUGGAUGAUUUAAAACAGACACGGUUUGAGGUGACUUCAGUCGAUGCCCUCUCCCUGGAAGGGGAGUUGGGAGAAAAAAGAGAACAUGCCAACAGUGAAUUUGAGAUCAUGAGUGUUGUAACUGAUCUGGACAGUUCUGUAAAUCCAAGAAACCCAACCUCAAUAGACGGAUCACUUCGAGUCGCCUCCAAAACCGAAUCUGGAUCUGAGGAAGACACUACUAGCCUUUCUGAAGCAAGUCGAGUUGAUGCUAUGACAACCACUGUCAAGGAAAAUACUAUUCCGGAAACUCAGACCACAGACAGUGUUGGUAAUGGCGAAAGUAUUCAACCGAUACCAAGCAGAUUCAAACGAGUCAAUAUAUAUGUGAGAGACAGGUGGACUGUCAGGGAUAUGGCACCCCCAGAAGAAAAAGACCCCCAAAAUUCCCAAAACGGUUCAACAAACAGCUUUUUUUCUCCUCCUGUUUCACGAAAAGACUUUUCUUCUGAUACCACCAUGUAUAGUGGCAGUGUCAGUGAGCUGGGUGCUCUUUCAAGUGGAUCGGGGAUGCUAACUGAUGUGAGCUCAGAGAAGGAUGGAGCUGGAAGUGUCAUCGACAGGAGCUCUACAGCAGCUGAAAGCACACUCUCUCGGAAGUCAAGUCUCUCCUCCAUAAUCCCUGAUGAGAAUUUUGACACAGAGUCUGUGGCUAGUGCAAGUGGAAGCACGGCUGGAAGAGACAGAGACACACCCGAAAUAGCCCAUGGGUUACAGCAACAGGGCCACACUCCACAGUUAUCGGUGCUUACACAUCUUCCACCUGUUUCGAUGCCCUCAACGUCUGUCUCCAGCUCUGGUGGUCCCGUGUCUACAACGCUGGUGAGGGAAGAGUCUACUGCCAUGGCCCACGGCCCCACCUGCUCCUGUGAGAGCUGUUCCGGGUCAAGGGAGAGGGAGGCAGUUGCUGUAAAGCCUGUCCAGGAGUCUCAACUGCUAAAAGGCCCGGACUCUGUCAAGCAUGCAAUGUCACAUCUUCAGAUUGAGCUCGAGCAGCUGCUCAAGACAAACGUUUUUGUAGAUAAACAAAAUGUCGGCUUGCUUGAAGAAAACAAACAGCUCCAGGACCGUAACCAAAAACUCAAAGAAGAUAAUGAAAAAUUGAAGAGUGAUCUAGAGAUGCUGAGAAAGGAUAUGGGCGUCGGCGGCAGCCAAAAGCUCAGAGAAGAGAAUCAAAAACUGAAAAAUGAACUAGACAAGCAUAGAAAAGCACUAGCUAUAUUUGUGGACGAUAGCAAUAGCAAUUUGAGUGUGAACACAAGUCCUCCCGAAGACACUUCAUAGCACACCUUAGUCUGUGAACCUCAAAGUUGAUUUAUGUUAUUGCAUGCAUGCAUGGCUCUGAUGAUGCUAGCUAGUUUUUAUUGAGCGAUGUUUAGUGUACAUUUUGUGCUCGCUAAUUUAUAUAAACUCCGUACAUGUAUUAUGUUUUAACAAUAAUUAGUUUUUGUGUGUCAUUAAUUUGACCUAUUAUAAUUAUGCCGUAUACGUAUGUUUGAUUUGA
Messenger RNA from Halichondria panicea, 2149 nucleotides. RefSeq lists its product as uncharacterized. The transcript has 3 exons. The coding region runs from base 355 to 1929 and encodes 524 amino acids. The record is from RefSeq and is a predicted model, not a curated record. NCBI's taxonomy places the organism in Eukaryota, Metazoa, Porifera, Demospongiae, Suberitida, Halichondriidae.